UUCAAAUUUUGUCUAUGGUGGUACAUCAUAGCAGACGACGUGUAUUCCCGAUGAAUAGAAAGAAUAUUUAAAAAGUCAGCUAUAUUGGUUAGACUUGUUAUGAUUAAAACGCGGAUUCUUACAAUGCUUUUGAGUCCGUCUUUUGUGUAAAAUAAAAUUAUGGAUCAUUUAAUUAUACUGGUGGCUAUAUUACAUUUAUUAUAUUGUCCGUUUACAAAAGUAGAAGAAAGUUUUAAUCUACAAGCUAUGCACGACAUCUUAUACCAUGGUUUUAACCUAUCAGAGUAUGAUCACCAUGAAUUUCCUGGAGUUGUGCCACGAUCAUUUGUGGGAUCAAUUAUAGUCUCAGGCUUGGCAUCACCUUUAAUAGCAACCAUUAAUUAUAUGCAAAUUAAUAAGUUUUUUGCUCAAUAUAUUGUAAGAGCAACAUUGGGCUUAUUAGUAAUAGGUACAUUAAAACUAUAUAGAGAUGCUUUACAAAGCAUCUUUGGUCUGCAAUUUACUAAAUGGUUUGUUGCAAUUACUGUAACACAAUAUCAUUUUAUGUAUUAUUUAAGUCGUACAUUACCAAAUAUAAUGACUAUGCCAUUAGUACUACUGGCUCUAUAUGGAUGGUUGAAACAAAGUCACGUCAUAUUUAUUUGGUCAUCUGCAGCAGCAAUAAUAAUAUUCAGAGCAGAACUUGCCAUGCUACUGGGGUUAUUCCUUUUGUACGAUAUAGCCAACAAGAAACUAACCAUACUAAGACUGUUUAAAAUUGCGGUUCCAGCUGGUAUAUUUUUUCUAACACUAACAACCGCAAUAGAUUCUAUAUUUUGGAAACGAUUAUUAUGGCCUGAAGGUGAAGUAUUUUACUUCAAUACUAUUCUUAAUAAAAGCAGUGAAUGGGGUACAUCACCAUUCCUAUGGUAUUUUUAUUCAGCUCUUCCACGUGGAUUGGCUUUUUCUUAUUUUUUGAUACCUUUAGGAAUGCUAUGGGAUGCUCGAGUUCGAACAUUAACAAUUCCUGGUAUUGCAUUUGUUGCAUUAUUCUCAUUUUUACCUCACAAAGAAUUGAGAUUUAUCAUAUAUGUUUUUCCAUUAUUAAAUGUCAGUGCUGCAGUUGUUUGCCAUAGAAUAUGGGAAAACAGAGCAAAAAGUCCAUGGAAUGGGUUUUUGGCAUUGAUCAUUUUAGGUCAUUUAAUUUUAAAUGCCCUAUUUUCUAUGUUUCUUUUAUGUAUUGCUGGCUCUAAUUAUCCUGGUGGUUUAGCAAUUGCCAAAUUACAUAGACUUGAAAAAGAUUCUCUCAAUCCAGUGCAUGUACAUAUUGAUGUUCUUACUGCACAAACAGGAGUUUCAAGAUUUACACAAACAAAUAGUUCUUGGAUUUAUUCAAAACAAGAAAAUUUAACUAUUGGCAGUCCAGAAAUGCUUCAAUUUACACAUCUUUUAAUGGAAGCCAAAAGUAAAUAUUCACCCAAUAUAAAACCAUAUCUUAAAACACAUGAUAUUUUGGAUUCUGUAGAUGGUUUUUCUCAUAUAGCAUUAAACUAUAAUAUAUUACCACCAAUAAGAAUAAAAACUAGACCAAUUAUAUUUAUCAUGAAAAGAAAACCAUAUAUACAAUAUAAUCCUAAAAAAGCAAUUUAUUUAAAACAGUCAACUGAAAAUUCUACAGAAAUAAAUAUAGAAAACGAAAAAAUAAAUGAUACCGUAAAGAAUGUGGAGCCAAUAUUGGAUGAAAUAAUGGAAUCAUUAGAACAAUUUGAAAAACCAUUAAAUAUUAAAGAUAUAAAUAUAUCAGAUACAGAAAUACAAGAAAUCAAAUUAAAUAAUACAAUAAACGAUUCUAUUGAAUUUGCUAAAUCAUUAAAUACAAAAAAAACAUUUAAUAAUUUAUCUGAAAAUAAUUUAUCACAAUUAGAAACAUCAAAUAAUAAAGAAAAUAAUAAAGAGAUUGCAGUAAAUUUAGGAAAAAAUAUUGGAACUGAGAAUAAUAUUAAUUUACAAUUUCAUAUUAAAAAAGAUUCUACUAUUAAAGAAAAAGAAAAAUUAGAUAUAAAGAAAGAUGAAAAUGAAAAAUCAGAAAUAGAUAAAGAAGAAUUAAAAUUUAAUAUACAAAAUAACAGUACAACUUUAAAAGAAGUUGUCAAAAAAAUUAUUCAAGAAAAAGUAGAAGCAGUUAAAUUAAGAAAAGAUACAAUAGAGGAAAAAUCAGAAAUUUCACAAAAAAUUAAUGCUAAAAUAAAAAGAGUUCCAAUAAAGAUAGAAUCAUCACAAAAAACAAAAAUAACAAAACAAGAUUUAAAAGAAAAAUUAUUAGAAGUUCAAGAAUUAAAAGAAAAACCAACAAUAGUUCAAGAAUUAAAAGAAAAACCAACAAUAAUUCAAGAAAUCAAAGAAAAACCUAUAGAAGUUCAAGAAGCAACAAUUGAACAUAAAUCAAUUAACAUAAAAGAAAGCAUUAGAAAUAUAAUUAAUCAAUUUAAGGAAUUUGAAAAAGAUUUUAUAUACGAAGAUUUGGAAUUGGAUAAAAAUGAAUUAGAUAUUGAAUAUAAUGAACAAUCUAUAGAAAUAAAUACAAAAACAGCAAAAGACUUAUCAAAUAUAGAUACUGUGAUAGAAGAUAAAGAUGCAAAAAAAAUCAAAGAUGUCAAAGAAAGUUUAAGGGACAUAAUAUAUCAAUUUAAACAAAUAAAAAAUGAAUUAACUUCAGAAGAAGAUGAUCAAUUUGAAAAAAUUGAAGCCACAUAUAUGGAACGACCAAUUGCAGAAACAUUAAUGCAAUUUAGUGAAGUAUUAAAAAAUUUAGUGCAACAUAGAAAAAAAAAUAAAAUAUACAAUAUGAACAUUCUUGAACAUAAAAAUGAUGUACCUAAAGUACAAAUGUUGUCAAAAAUACCUCUAGAAAAUCAAAUUCCAUCCCAAUUUUCAAAGAAUUCAAAAAAUCAUAAUAAUGAAGAAAAUAUACAUACUAUAGAAAAAGUUAUUCAAAAUAUUAAUGAAAAAGAAAGUUCAAACCCAGGUACAAAUAAAGUUUUACAAGAAAAAUAUCUUACCUCAUAUAAUAAUAACAGAAAUAUCUUAUUAAAUGCUCAAAAAUCUAAUAGUAUCUCAAAUAAUGUAGAAAAUAAUGCUUCCAAUGAAAAGAAUAAAAUAAUACAAAAAAAUAUUGGAAAUAACUCAAACAAUUAAACAUCAAAAUAUUAAUUCAUUCUUUUAUGUUUUUAAUACAGUUAUAUAAUUAUAAUAAUAUGUAAAUAUGUUAUUCUGUGAUAACAAAAAUGUAUAUCUUUAAUGCUCAUGCAUUACCAACACGGAAAAACGAAUUUUAUUUUUUAAAAUAUUAAAAAAUAUUAGAAAAGGAUAAAACUUUUUUUUUUCUUACAUAAUAUAAAAGUGCCAAUUUUAUAUGUAUACUUGUGUAAAAGGACAAAUUGAAAUAGUGAA
Apis mellifera (honey bee) is the source of this 3429-nucleotide messenger RNA. It is a transcript of the gene Alg12, whose product is annotated as probable Dol-P-Man:Man(7)GlcNAc(2)-PP-Dol alpha-1,6-mannosyltransferase. The record is from RefSeq and is a predicted model, not a curated record. Lineage: Eukaryota; Metazoa; Arthropoda; Insecta; Hymenoptera; Apidae. The transcript is spliced from 8 exons. Gene Ontology annotation, biological process: protein N-linked glycosylation. The coding region runs from base 160 to 3174 and encodes 1004 amino acids. Gene Ontology annotation, molecular function: alpha-1,6-mannosyltransferase activity. Gene Ontology annotation, cellular component: endoplasmic reticulum membrane.